This is a messenger RNA of Guillardia theta CCMP2712, 804 nucleotides long. RefSeq lists its product as hypothetical. Gene Ontology annotation, molecular function: calcium ion binding. Lineage: Eukaryota; Cryptophyceae; Pyrenomonadales; Geminigeraceae. The transcript has 2 exons. The coding region runs from base 99 to 482 and encodes 127 amino acids. The record is from RefSeq and is a predicted model, not a curated record.
CCGAAGGGGGACGUGCCGCAGCCCGGAGGGAAUCGGAGUCUCAGGUGGCGAUCGGCUCCCUCUCGCUCACCAUUCUUAGCGCCUCCAACUUGCCCAAGAUGGACGUGAUUAGGAAGAGCGACCCCUACUGCGUCGCCUACGUGGACGGGGAGGUGCGGCAGGAAAUCUUCAUGACCGAGACCGUCUCCUCGUGCCUGGACCCUACUUGGAACGCCAACUUCAAGUGGGCCCUGUACCCAGAUGUGACAUGCGUCACCAUCGCUGUGUGGGAUCGAGACAACGUGACAGCAGACGAUCUGAUUGGAACAGCUUUCAUCGACAUCCUUGACUUGGCCCCUGAUGAGACCAGCCGGGAGCUGGAGCUCUCAUUGGAGAACCCACGUCUGAGGAGAAGGCUGAUCAAGUCCAGGAUCUUAGUGAGGAUAGAUGUGGUCAGCGACAAGCCGGGGAGGGAGAACCCGUCAGAAGAAAUGGGUGAUUGAAGGAUGGCGGUCACUGGGCCCUAAGUUCACUCCUCAGAACAAUGCUGUUAUCGCGCUCCGUGAUCAUUCAUCCAUCAUUAUAUCUCAGUCCUCUCAAGUCAGCAAUCGAAGCAAAAAUUUAUUAUGGAACCAUUGAGCGAGGGAAAACAUUCACGAGAUGAGGAGGAGAGUUACAAGAUCGUGUCUCAGUCGGAGUUCACGAUUGAAUGGAUAGAGGCCUUCUCGUUGCAAGGGCCUGCCUGCGCUGCGAUGCAAGAAGUCAGAGGCUGGUCGAAAAACCGCUCAUUCCUUACAUCUGCCAAUGAAUCCUUGCUGCAGCCUG